UUUGUCAGUCCGUUCAAGGACUGCAUAGCAACAUUCGGGAAGCAGGCCGCCCCUCGAUUCCCCCGCCCCAGGGAUGGCAGAGUCAAUUCGUACAUCAAAUUCAACUGGCCGUCGCGGAGACCGCAGGACGGUCGGUCUUCUUCCGUGUCAGCUGCCGCGCGGCCCGGUGAUGCCGGCGAAGAGGACGAAGUAGAGGAGAUCGUCAGACCUUCAACUCAGUCAUCCUCGACGUUGGCAAAUUCCAGUCGCCAUCCGAAUGACUACGCAAACCAAGCGUCUCACGAAAUCACUUCGCGAUCGUCCAACCCGCUGAAGCGAUCCGAGCGCUCAUGGUCCUUCUCGGACACCUCAUCGCCCCCUGCGCUAUCAGGAUACACUGCCACAUCUCCCUACGCUCGUCCAUGGAGCCAUGGCUGGGGUAGUAGCCACUCCUCCAUGAGUUCUCCCCAGAUGUUACCGACGCAUUUUGGGCUGGUUUCCAGAAUGGAUAAGAUGGAUAGAAAGCUUUGGUCAUUCUAUAUCGGGAAUUGGUGCCCCGGCCGGAGCGUUCUGGGCAAAACAAACCUGUGGCUGCAAGACUUUGCUGCCAUGGAGGGAAGCGAGGGAGUCUUGUGCGCGAUACAAAGCCUCGCCGGCAUUUACGUGUAUGAUUAUCAGCCGAUGGAAGAGAUCAGUAGGCGGAUCAAUCAUCGAUUUGCCCUGGCCGAGGCCCGUCUGAGUCACCUGUUGUCCAGGGCAGAUCUCAGUGUUGACGAAGCCAGCGAGCUGAUCACGAUUGCCUCUAUCCUAUCUAUGCAAGAUAUUGUCCUGACUGAGCGCCGUCGUAAACGGCCUUAUACUCCGCGGUGGCUCGAGGGAUUCAAGCAAAGCGAAUACUUCCUUGAGACCAUUGACGAAGGGUCCCGGUUUUGGUCAAAGUCCAACGUCCAGCUCUCCUCUCUUCGCAUCUCCCAGUCCAUCAUUGUCGGCAGGGCCGUCGUUCUUUCGCAGCUCAUGGCCACGCUACCUCACCCAUCGACCUUUGAUCCCGAGAGGGAAGCUGCUCGCUUUGGCUGGCUUCUCUACGGUAACAUGCAGGAUAUGUAUGAGAUCCACGGCGGAUGCGGCUUUUCAAAGAAACUGCUUCACUCCUUCAGCCAGAUUACAUACUGCUCCGCGCGGCUCUAUCAGGAUCCCGAGAGCUCCGUCAUUCCGCUCACUGCAAAGUUCCUGCUGUCGGAGCUGCUGGACAUGAGGCAAUGGAGUAGUGCGCCCAAUUCAAACCCCUGGGAUGUUGCCAAGACCCAGCCGCAAACUAUUGAAAUGGUCCGCGCCGCUCAGGAGGGCUAUGUCAUUGACAGCGCAAGCUCCAUGACAGAGGUGACUGCUGAAGCUUGGAGAAUUGCAGCCAUUGUCUACUUGCAGUGCCGUGCUUUGAGAAUCCCUCGGAAUCACCCCGAGGUGUUGGCCAACCUCAAUGAUCUUGCCAAAUGCAUCAACAUCAUGCCCACCUCUGGCUACAACUUCACCGCCCAAGCCCCUCUUUUCCCGGUUUUCCUUCUCGGAAUGCUGGCUACCGUCCCUGAGCACGUUGCCGUUGCUCAGAACUGGUUCGAAAGGGUCACCAGUACGCCAGUCAGAAGUAGUGUGCCUCCUCUCUAUGACGCUUUGAAGCGCAUUUGGAUGUGGAUUGAUACAGAGCCCACCUUGAGGCCGCCAGUCAACGGAAGGCUAGAUGAGGAAGUCGGAAAACGGCUUCCAUGGUGGGAACAUCUCGUUCAACGCGUUCAAGAAAAUGAGAUGGAGAUCCUGUGCCUGACCUGA
Molecule: messenger RNA, 1803 nt
Organism: Trichoderma reesei QM6a
Lineage: Eukaryota; Fungi; Ascomycota; Sordariomycetes; Hypocreales; Hypocreaceae
Exons: 5
Source: RefSeq, a predicted model, not a curated record